Molecule: messenger RNA, 1044 nt
Organism: Trachymyrmex septentrionalis
Lineage: Eukaryota; Metazoa; Arthropoda; Insecta; Hymenoptera; Formicidae
Exons: 2
Coding region: 292-654 (120 amino acids)
Source: RefSeq, a predicted model, not a curated record
UUAAGAUCGUUGCCACUGCUACUGCCGCCGCUGCCACCGCCGCUGCCGCCGCCGCUGCUGUUGCUGCGGCUGCUCCUGUGCCGCCACGCCACACUGAGACACACGAGACGAGGUUGUCUGACGCACCACUGGCUCGCGGACGCGCACGAACGGGCACCGAUCGCGACGACGUUGAGCGGGCGCUCGAGCACGCGGCUUCCACGACGGGUAACGCGCGACGUUCCCGCAGCACACACGAGAAUCGUACAACGUCCUAACCGCGGGAACACCGCAUCGCUUUCACGGGCGAACAUGGAGCUGGAUCCAUGCCGAAAUAGUUGGCGUAAUCGGCCGCGAGGCGGCGCGCGAGAGGGGCGCCAAUGUCGUGGCGGUAGAGCGCUUCAGCGCGGGAGAGAGAAGGAAGGAAAGAUAGCACACGCGCGCGCGCGUAGUCGCGUACCGAAAUACGGCCUUCGGGGCCGCGCCGUCCGACACUCCGAUCGCCGUCGACCACCGCCGACGUCCGUCACCAGGCCUGCCAACGCGAUAUCACGCCGCUUGACAACAGCGGAUGCCUCCGACUCGCGUCAGAUGCCGCCUCCGCCCAGCGCACACACGCCGCGCCAGUCGCCACUUGGCCCCGUGGAUUGCACUCUCGAUAUCAACAUAAUCUAGGCAAUCGGAUUUCGAGUGACAAGUUUAAUCACAAAGUCAAAAAAAGCGACAACUGACGACUUAGAGGGAAAGAACGUUUCGUCUAAAAGCGGAUGAUUUAGAAUGAAUCAUGAGCUACGUAAACGGGAAAUCGACUCGACAUGACGUAGUUGACUUGGCACAUGCUCCUCUAAGAUUUCUGUCAAGAUCAUUGAGCGAUUUUGCGAUGAUACAUUCAUAUCCGCAAAGUCAAGCGGAAUUCGUGAGCAAUCUAAACCGGACGUUCAUAAACUGAAUGUGCGCUAAAUUGCAGUAUAAAUUGCUCGCUAGAGUAAUUUGAAUCGAACAGUCGUGCCGGAAGAUUAAAAGAAUGCAAUUUGCAGCGCAAUUAACUUCUAAAGAACGCGUCGC